This is a messenger RNA of Loa loa (African eye worm), 397 nucleotides long. RefSeq lists its product as hypothetical. The transcript is spliced from 2 exons. NCBI's taxonomy places the organism in Eukaryota, Metazoa, Nematoda, Chromadorea, Rhabditida, Onchocercidae. The record is from RefSeq and is a predicted model, not a curated record. The coding region runs from base 127 to 309 and encodes 60 amino acids.
AUUUUGGAAUGGGAUAUUUCGGUUGCCUUUCAGGACUUAUGGCUUAUUUCGAGCGAUGUGAUAAUACUUGCAAGCUCUUCAGGGAAAUUGAGACACCAAGGUUUCGAUUAAAACUAUCGGGAAGCCAUGCCUAUAGUUGCUAGGGGAAAGGAGAUGAGUUUUACGAUUGCUGAUAAUAGCGGCGAAUAUUUCAAUGUAGAAGAAAAUUGUGCAAAUGAUCAUGACUUUAUUUCAAGAAUCAAGAACCAACUAGAAGUAAUAUUUCUUCCGUAUUUCUAUGUUUUUGUUAUGGGCUAUCGAGUUUGUUAAAUCAGUGCAUCUCCUGGUACUGAACCUACUGCUUCUCCAGCACAGUUUUGUACUAGUAUCCGAUGGUUUCUACCUUCCAGUCUUCUCC